Messenger RNA from Podospora pseudopauciseta, 2557 nucleotides. RefSeq lists its product as uncharacterized. Gene Ontology annotation, molecular function: DNA binding. The record is from RefSeq and is a predicted model, not a curated record. The coding region runs from base 101 to 2557 and encodes 818 amino acids. Lineage: Eukaryota; Fungi; Ascomycota; Sordariomycetes; Sordariales; Podosporaceae. The transcript has 2 exons.
UGCGCUUCGAGGGGCUUGAAGAAUCAACGUAGCACAGCAAAUCCGUUUGCAAACACCAGCAAACAGGCAUUGAGCCGGCGCUUGGGUAUUUUCCAUCAUUAUGGCGCCGGACGAACCAAAUCAAAAGCGCAAGCGCGGUCGCCUAGCAGGCGCGUCGAACCCCGACGAGGACGUGUCCCUACGUGGAGGAGAAGCUGUUUUGCAGGCCAAUCGUAAUGACAACGCCGAGGUUCGAACGACAACAAAAAGACGAGGCAGACCGCAAAAGAGCGAUGAUUCAUCACCCGAAGAGCCUGCGCCAGAGCCAUCACCAGCGCCAGAGGGGGCACCAAAACGAAAGGGUAGACCAAAGAAAAAUGCUGAAACGGCGGGGGUGGGUGAAGGCUCAAUAGCCGAAGAACAAUCGACUCCGCCGACAGAUACUUUGGAAGCAGCACCAAAGAGGAGAGGUCGGCCAGCGAGAGCCCAAGAAGUUGAGCCGGAAACCGAGGAAACUGCGACCCAGACUGAAGAAAUCUCGAGUAUGGAGCCGAAGAAACGGGGGCGGAAAGCUCGAUCAGGACGGGCUGAGGAAGUGGUAGACGAGGCGAGCACGGAGGUCGAUGAAUCAGCAGCAACAGCACCAAAGAGACGAGGGCGCCCCGGUCGGACAAAAGAGGCCGAACCAGGUCAGGAAUCCCUCGUUGAAGAGGCUGAAGCGUCAACAGCAACAGAGCCCAAGAGAAGAGGGCGUCCAGCACGAACUCAAGAGAUCAAGCAACCAGCAGGAGAGACAAGUGUUGUUGCGGAGGCCGAGGAAACAUCACACCCGGCACGCAAGAGAAGAGGGCGACCUGCUCGAUCUGAACUAGAAGCAGAUCCAACCACCGAGGAGGCGGAAGAAUCAACAGAAAUAGCACCCAAGAGACGAGGACGGCCGGCACGGGCACAGGAGGCUGAACAUGAGGAAGAAGCGACGGUUGAGGAGGUAGAAGAGCCGGCAGAGAAAGCGCCCAAGAAAAGAGGACGCAAAGCAAAAGCCCCGGAAUCCGAAAAGGAACCCGAACAAGCAGCAGCGGCGGCACCCGAAGAGGCGCCAAAUACCGGGCGAAAGAGAGGACGUCCAGCAAAGAAUCAUGAUGUCGAAUCAGAGGAGCCAGAGCCUACUGAGACCAGGCCACGAAAGAGAGCCAAAGCAGCUGGAAAUGCUGAGGAGCAGGAACAGCAAGAAGAGCCAAAAGCAAGGGGCCGGCCUGGCAAGAACCAAGCUCCCGCAUCUCAGGAAGAUACAGAAAUGAGAGAUGCAGAGCCAGCAGAGACCGACGGCAGACAACGCAGGAAAGGUCGAGGCUCCAACGAGGACGAGUCUCGCGAAGAGGCUGCCGCAGAGCCUGAGUCUCAACAAAAGGGUAAAAGCGCCAAGAACGCUUCGAAAUCCAGGGGCAGACCCGGUCGCGUGGUUGGACAAGAGGAAGAAGACGCCCAAGACGAAAGCCAGCCCUCUGCUCGCCAACGAGGCAGAGGCAGAAAAAGCGCCGAAACCGCUGCUGAGCCAUCCCCUCAGCCCUCGGAGCCGCAGAAGCGAUCCAAGAAAGGACCUAGAGCGACCCUAGUUGAAAUUUCCGUCUCUGAAGCUCAAAACCAAACCACCAACCAUAAGCCCUCCAAAAAGAAGGACCGUCCUCAACCUCAACCCCAACCCCAACCCGAGACCGAACAAGAAGAAGAAGAAGAAGAAGAAGAACAAGAACAAGAACCCACCGACCCCCUAUCCUCAGCCCCAUACCGGCACCUCGCCCCCAAAACCCUCCACAUCCCCCGUUCCACCAUCCGCUCGAAAUGGACACCCCUAGACCAACCCGCCAUCUCAACAGUCGACAGCCUCAUCCUCGACUCGUACAUCCCCAUCCUUGAGUCGAUCGGAGGUAACAACACGGCGAGGUACACCGCCUCGCAAACGAUCCUCCGGACUUUUGCUGGUAGACUGCAUUCUAAACUGGUAAAAGGGAUCCCUUUUCCUCCGGCGACGAUCGGGACGAAGACGACAAAGGGGGUGGCGAUUUCUGCGCAGGAGGCAGAGGUUAAUUUUGAAAAGGUGAUUGAUGCGAGCAGGCAUUUGGAGAGGCAGCUGGAGCCGUUGGUGCAUAGCGUUGAGGUUUUGAGACGGGAGAAGGAGAGAGAGGAGGCGGGGUUGGAGAGGGAUUAUAGGGAUCUGAGGCGGUUGGAGGAGAAUGCGAGGGCGCAGGCUAGGGGGUGGAGGGAGAGAGGGAGGAGGGAUCAUGUGCUUGCUCCUGGGCGGAGGGAACGGGCUGCCAGUCGGGGUGGGGAGAAGGGGUUGGAGGUUGUGAAGAGGGAAAGGGUGGAGGUGAAGGGGAGAGUCUUUGAGGGGAUUGAGGAGGGGGAGGAGGAGGUGAUCGGGUUGGCGAGGCAGAUUGGGAGUCAUAUGGAGAGUUUGAGGGGGAAUUUGGGGCAGAUUGAGGGGGUCGUGCCGGCUAUACAGAAGUCGAAGGCGGUGCUGCAGGGGUUGCUUGGGAGGUAUUUGAGUGAGGGGGAGUAUGAAGGGGUUGUGCUUGGGUAA